Molecule: messenger RNA, 3288 nt
Organism: Saccharomycopsis crataegensis
Lineage: Eukaryota; Fungi; Ascomycota; Saccharomycetes; Ascoideales; Saccharomycopsidaceae
Gene: LEU3
Product: leucine-responsive transcriptional regulator LEU3
Exons: 1
Coding region: 1-3288 (1095 amino acids)
Biological process (GO): regulation of DNA-templated transcription
Cellular component (GO): nucleus
Molecular function (GO): transcription cis-regulatory region binding; DNA-binding transcription factor activity, RNA polymerase II-specific; zinc ion binding
Source: RefSeq, a predicted model, not a curated record
AUGGUUCCGCACAUGAGGCCGGGGCCUGUACCCAAUCAAGAUCCAAAUCAGAAUAAUAAUAACCCAUCAUAUCCUAAUAAUGGCCACAUUAACCAGAAACUAAAGGGAAGGGUGAAAAGAAUAGCUUGUGUGGAGUGUCGUCAACAGAAAUCCAAAUGCAAUGCUCAAGAAAACGCCCCUAUGCCAUGUACGCGAUGCGCCACAAGGGGGUUGGUUUGCACCUUGAAGGCAGACUAUAAAAGAACUUACAAAAGAGCAAGAAAUGCCCAAUUAGAACAAUCAUUCAACGAUCUAAGGAGCUCUUUAAACGGAUUAUUACAACCUUUGAAAAGUGAUGAUUCAAACGCUCCGGUGUUGAACGCCCAAUUGCUUGAAAAAUUGAAUAGCUUGGUAAAGACCGCCAAUGCUUUGAAUAAUGAAGAGGAGUUUGAGCAAAAUAAGACGAUAUAUUCUGCUAAUUCAGACCAGAAAACCCCUAGUACAAUCACGAACUCCCCACUAAAUCCAGACCAACCUACAAAAGACCUUCUUCAAAAGACAACAUUGAGCACAUCUAGUUACAUGCCGAAAGUUCAAUUAUCGAGAGAAAUUUUGAAAUGUGAGCCAAAGACUUUGCAAAAUAUCACUUUUUCAUCAGAACAAAUCGAACAAUUAUACACAGAAUUUGCAACGAACUACCACCCUAUUUUUCCAGUGAUUGAUAUAAUGAAGGGCCCAGAAAAAUUGUACCGCCUUUGUCCUGCAUUAUUCUGGGUGAUCAUGUUAACCUCUCUACGAAGGAACUCUGAUCCCUCAUCUAGAUCAUUACUCGUGGAGUUAUCUCCGUUGGUCAGAAAAUUGUUAGAGGACUUAACCAUUAGUCCCAUCACCAGAUAUUCGCCAUCAGAGUUUGAUGAACCGGUUUUCAAUGCAUCUUCGGUGUUUUCAGUGCAAGCAUUUUUGAUUUCUACAAUAUGGCCUCCAUUGGCGUCAUCUCUUAGUGCUGACUCUUCUUGGAAUACCAUUGGUAUAGCUUUAUUUCAAGCAAUCAGAAUCGGCUUGCAUAGUCCAGGACACGCCAUGGAUUUCAGUAACGCGGCAAAGACGGAUGAUACCAGACAAUUAAUGUUAUUGACAGAACAGAUACGAACCUGGACUUGUUGUAACAUUGUGUCGCAAACAAUAUCGACAGCUUUUGGGUAUCCUGCAUUCACCAGUUUCGAUAGGAAUUUGUUGAGUUUCAUUGAAUUGAAUAAUGAAUUGAAUAUCCCGUUGGAAGUCAAACAAUUGAUGGAAGUCACAGAUUAUGAAUGCCAAAUUGUCAAUACUUUGAGUGGAACAGUUCACCGUAGUCGGUUUAGCUCUAAUGAAAGAAUACCUUUGAUUAAUAUCUUAAGCCAAAGAUUGGAUAAAAUGGAAAUGAGAUUUGACUAUGAUUCAAUGGACAAUUAUAGAAAAUUAGCAUUUUUGAAUGCCCGGGUUCAUUUGUACACUUAUUAUUUUUUCGAUUUGAAAGAUGACAGAAACGACCGUCAUGAUUUUUAUGAUAAUAGCAGCGAUGAAGACGAUGAAACAACUAAAAGGAAAAAAAACGGUAUACCAGGAGAAGAUGCUGAUGAUGAUCGAUUAUCACUUUCCCUGAAAUUCGGGUUGAUUAAAUUGUUUGAUGCUUGUGUGGCAGUGAUUAAUCAUUGCCAAUUAUCGCAGAAUGCUGACAAAAGAUUUAUGAAGUAUUUGCCAGGGGUCUACGUCAUCUCUAUUUGGCAAGCGGCCUUCAUGAUAACCAAGAUUUCUUUUUCCCCAUUGAAGCAGAUCAUUGACUUCCAAAAGGGUAAAAAUAUGUAUCAAUUAGCAAUUUAUUUGACUCUAAGAAGUUCAGUUAUGAAACACGACAUCGCCUUCAGAUUUUCAGGGAUCAUGCAGAGUCUAUGGCAAUUGUUCGAUACGUUGUAUCUUAAAAAAUCAUUGAAAUUUCAAGUUAGUAUCACCAGUCGAAUGGCAGCGAGUGUAUUUUUCGAUUGUUUAUUAAUUUUGCGUGAGAAGAGUGGGAUGAUGAGAUUUAUGAUCAAAAAAGAGGAUGACGAGGAUAUCAACUCCGAUGUGGAAGGGGUUGAUGACAUCAAGGAUUAUGAUCAUAAAACCACUUUAAGUAAUGAUGGGACCGCCAUCACUUCCAGGAGACCAUCGCCAGCUGAUAGGAAGCUCAAUGACGAGGAAUUUGACAGUGACUAUCCCGAUUCUGAUAAUUCUUCAUCAUUAGAUGAGAAAAUUAAAGACAUUGGGUCCACUCCUUCUGAUGAGGCGACCAUAUUGAAUGAUUCUACCAAUACUAGUGGCCAACAUCAUGGCAAUGAGAACCAAAGUAAUGGGUCCAAGAUAUCUCAUCAUACGUUGGAAGAAGUCACCUUGAGACCAGAGAAUUCCGUUAGAAAAAUUAUUAAAACCAUUCCUUUGGAUCCGACGCCAAUUCAUCAUAAUGAAGGAUCGAGCAAUUCGUCGCCUGCAGAUAUAAAUCAGAAGAGAUUCAUCUCGCCCCCACCAUCAUCCUUCCGAGUCCAACCUAAUUCGAUAAAUUCAAUAAUACACCACGAUCAACAAGAGAAAAGGGCAAGAAAAAUCUCGGGAGAAACGAAUAGGAAACCAAAGAAGCCAAAGAAGGCCAUUAAACCUCAGAUUUCUAAGAAUAUUCACAAUGGAAAUAGCAGUCCUAUGGGUACGGGAAUAAUGCUUGACAAUAUUGUUACAAACUCGGAUAUGAACUCUAUGAAUUCCCAACUUUACCAAAUUCCUAAUAUUAAAAGUGAGCACCCACGGAUGUCACCGAAUGUCCAACCUCAGAUGUCAAAUUUACAGCCACAACACCCAAACCCUGAAACAUUUAAUUAUAAUAACUAUGAAAAUGGUUCUACAGUCUUGGGAAAUUUCGGGAACACUAAUAGUACAACCCCAGUUCAAGCAAGAAGCAAUAUCAACUCUCCAGGAACAACUACCAGCAAUUCUUGGAAUCUUCUCAAUAAUAGUACAAACAUCAUUGACAAGGAAUUGAACAUAGAUGCGAUGUGGGAUAAUGAUUUGAACGUGAUGUUGAAGGAUGUUUCCUCAGUGAUGAAUGACUUUGGGUUUCAUGAUAAUUAUGGUGAUCAUGCAUCAUUAUUUCAAUUCAAUUAUAACGGUAAUAAUAAUAAUAAUAAUAAUAAUAAUAAUAAUAAUAAUAAUGGUACCAAACACGAGAGCGGACUCAAUAAUAAUAACAAUUACAAUAAUAACAAUUACAAUAAUGACAACACCAAUAACCAGAAAAACAAUUAA